GUUGUGGAAGUAAAAAAACAAAAAAUAUUGCCUUCCCUGGUGUGGCGACGCUGCCGAGUAGGCGUAAUUUGCAUUUAACCCGUACAUCCUGCACAUCCAAAGGUUGUUAUCUUCUCCAGGCAAGAUUAUCCGUUGGAUGAAUUGAACAUGCAAGUUAUUUAUGGCCGCCUAUUUUUAAUUUUCGUUUGUGGGGUAACCAUAGGUUCGCAUUUCGGCUGGAUUUGCGACAAAUUCAGCUUCAGAUUAAUGCAAAAGAGGAUCAGAUUUUGGGUGUAUUUAUAUUUGUAAAUCGUAUUGGUACGAGCAGAACCCAAAUUGCGAAAAUUGGAAAGACGCAUUGUACAGAUCUCUGGAAGUGCAGGCAUCGAAGGCUUAGCCUAAAAGAGACCCCAAUUUGUCACUUUACGAUACAGCCUAUGAGAAACGACGUUUUCGGUUUGCACCCACUUGUAAAAUUUGAUUUUCCAUAUGGACAUUUGAGUGCCUAGAUGAAAUUGUUGAGCACCCAAUGAAAAGUUUGAGGACCCAGUUAAAAAUUUUGAGCACUUGUCAGAGCACGCAGUUGGUAAUUUUGGGAACACUAAUGAAAAUUUUGACUAACGACAUGGAGUUUAUGUCAAUACAGAUGGAAAUUUUGAGCACCUCUAUGAAAAUUUAGAACACCCGGAUGAAAAUUGCAGUAGUCAGAUGAAAAAUUUGAGCAUCCACAUGAAGUAUUGAGGUUCUGGAGUAAUGGUUUGGUGCUGUCAUGGCUUUCAAUACGGCUUUGAAUUCUGUUCAGGCGCUGGGCCGGGGAUUUGACGCCACUUCAGAUAUCAAGUUGCUUUAUUGUAAGGGAGUUGCUGGGUCGAGGCUUGUUGAGGUAGAUGAGGAACAUACGAGGGAUGUCAUGGCGUCUGAGUGUAUUCCUGUGCCCUUUGUUUCUAGAGAUAUCAAAUGCGUGGAGGGGAAAUCUAAUCAUUUUCAAACUGGUGUCCUGGACUUCCACCAGAUGGCAGAAUAUUUCAACAAACCCUUCUCUCUGUCUGGUAAAAUUCCUCUUGGGAGCUUCAAUGCCAUGUUCAAUUUCUCUGGUUCCUGGCAAGCUGAUCGAGCAUCCACCAAGAGCCUUGCUGUGGAUGGAGUUUCCAUUGUAUUGUACACAGUUCGAUUGAUUAAAUUUCCCUUGGUUUUGCGAGAAGAAGUCAAGCGUGCUAUUCCAUUGACAUGGGAGCCUACAGAUUUAGCAAGCUUUAUUGAAACGUAUGGGACACAUAUUGUUACAUCUGUAACAGUUGGUGGUAGAGAUGCCAUUUACGUUAAGCAGCAUCACACAUCACCAUUAUCAGAGAGAGAAAUGCAUGAUUAUGUAAAGAAUAUUGCAGAUCAAAGGUUUUCUGAUCUGGAAAAUUCUCUCAGUUUUAGUGCAAGGACUGUUAAGGAGAAGAUUGCGGAUCAAUUUCCAUUUAAUAACCAGGAGAUUCAUCCACACCCUACUCAUCCUACUUCAUAUCUCACUGCCAAAGAAGAUGUGAGAGUCAUUUUUAGGAGAAGAGGAGGCAACGAGCUUGUACAUAGUCAUAAAGAAUGGGCAACUACAGUAAACUCUUCACCAGAUGUCAUAGACAUGGAGUUUUCUCCCAUAACAUCUCUUUUGGAUGCAGUUCCUGGAAAAGAUCAUCUUAUCCGUGCAAUCAGUUUCUAUUUAGAGUAUAAACCUCCAAUUGAAGAGCUCAGGUAUUUCUUGGAAUUUCAAGUUCUUCGUGUAUGGGCUCCACUUCCUAGUGAACUGCCUGGGCAACAACGGAAGGAGCCAGUUUGCCCUUCCCUACAAUUUAGUUUGAUGGGGCCUAAACUUUAUGUUUGCACAUCUCAGGUAUCUGUUGGUCGAAGACCAGUGACAGGCCUUAGAUUGGGCCUUGAAGGGAAAAAGUGCAAUAGACUUGUUAUUCAGUUGCAGCAUUUGUCAUCGCUUCCUAAGAUUUUACGACCGCAUUGGGAUGCACAUAUACCAAUCGGGCCUCCUAAAUGGCAGGGACCAGAAGAACAAGAUAGCAGAUGGUUUGAACCUGUUAAAUGGAAGAACUUCUCCUAUGUUAGCACUGCACCUGUGGAGAAUAGUGAAAUGUGGAUAGGCGAUCUUUCUGGUGUAUAUAUUGUUACUGGAGCACAACUAGGUGUUUGGGAUUUUGGGCAAAAAAAUGUUUUGCACCUUAAACUUUUAUAUUUGAAAGUCCCAGGUUGUACCAUUCGAAGAUCGGUGUGGGAUCAUACACCAGCUUCUGUCAUGGCAGCUGCAUCUUCUUCAAACCACCAGUCCAAGAAGUCAGAUGCACCAGCUAAUUCUGGUUCAGAGUUAACUGUCCAAAAUGGGAAAUUUACGAAAAUUGUUGAUUUAACGGAAAUGAUCAGGGGACCCCAUGAUAUGCCUGGUCAUUGGAUAGUUAGUGGUGCAAAGUUGGGGGUUGAGAAAGGAAAAAUUGUGUUGCGUGCAAAGUAUUCACUACUGAAUUAUUAAUCCAAGCACAUGCCAGUCUCCUAAGUGAUCGAUAAUCAGGAGAAGUUUGCACACUUAUAAUGUUUUGAAAGAAGUUGAGCUUCCACUUAUAAUGCAUGUGUUGGUUUGCAUAUAUCUUGAAGGUUUCUAAUGCAGGUUUGCAUUGUCAAGGACUUUUAACAAUUGUUUAUAUAGUUUACUCUCUGUCAAAGCAUUCAAAAGCAGGUUUCUACUAUAGAAAUUAGUAAUAAUAAAAUAAUUAUGAAUUUAGGUUUCUA
This is a messenger RNA of Cryptomeria japonica (Japanese cedar), 2754 nucleotides long. RefSeq names its product MACPF domain-containing protein CAD1. Gene Ontology annotation, cellular component: plasma membrane; membrane attack complex. The transcript is spliced from 7 exons. Gene Ontology annotation, biological process: regulation of salicylic acid mediated signaling pathway; plant-type hypersensitive response. The record is from RefSeq and is a predicted model, not a curated record. Bases 749 to 2497 code for a protein of 582 amino acids. Lineage: Eukaryota; Viridiplantae; Streptophyta; Pinopsida; Cupressales; Cupressaceae.